Molecule: messenger RNA, 1899 nt
Organism: Anastrepha obliqua
Lineage: Eukaryota; Metazoa; Arthropoda; Insecta; Diptera; Tephritidae
Product: protein ABHD18
Exons: 7
Coding region: 131-1669 (512 amino acids)
Source: RefSeq, a predicted model, not a curated record
CUCUUCCUAUUUCAAGCAGAGAGCUUUGAUUUUUUUCAAGUAAAUUUGGAAAUUAAUUGGUUAAAAUUUUUUAUAAUGUGAUAAAAAGUCUUUGGCAGAAAUUUUUGCAAAUUUUUUUACGGGCAUAACGAUGCCACCGAGCAAACUAGACAGCAUUUACCGGCGUUUGCUGAUUACGCGGUUUUUUGAAAAAGGUUGGGGGACACCAGAAAAUUUACAGCGGUUAUUCGAGUUCCGUAAAAUUAUAUCUCGGCGAGAGUCAUGCUAUAAAUUAAUACCUCAAGAUUAUCCGAUAGAAAUUGUCAAAAAUGAAAAAUAUUCAGAUUGUUCCAUUUUGGAGGGAAAAUUUAUGACGCCUUUUGAACUACAUUUACCUGGUGUAGUACCAAAAGCCGCUCAGGAAGCUCAUUUCCAAGUGAUAUUGCCAAAAAAAUGGAACGAUGAACGAUUCAAACCAAUAUGUAUCCACUUAGCUGGAACUGGAGAUCACUUUUUUUGGCGAAGAAGAAAUUUUAUUGCAAAACCUUUGCUCAAAGAAGCGAACAUUGGAGCUAUAAUAUUAGAAAAUCCAUUUUACGGACUAAGGAAACCAGAUCACCAAGUGCGCUCCAAUUUACAAAAUGUCUCUGAUAUAUUUGUAAUGGGUGGUUGCCUCAUACUCGAAUGUUUAGUUCUCCUACAUUGGUGUGAAAGGAAUGGACUUGGACCAUUAGGCAUAACUGGAUUGUCGAUGGGAGGGCAUAUGGCGUCUUUGGCAGCAUCGAAUUGGCCAAAACCUCUUGUGCUGGUACCAUGUCUUUCAUGGUCUACUGCUGCCCCCGUAUUUACCACAGGUGUAAUGAGUCAAUCUAUUAAUUGGGAUAUGCUUGAAACUCAAUACCAUUCGGAUGGUGAAUACAGUGAACGCUUGUCGAAGAUGGUAACUGUGGUAGAUGAUGCUUUUUCGGCCGGACAAAAAUUUAUAAAAAACUUUAACCAGUCUUUGGAAGCACUAAAAAACGAUAUAAGUGAUACGAGACACGUUCAAGUUUCUGAUAAAAUUGACAAUAAAUACAUAGAAAUCAACAAUCAUAAAAAUAAGUUAGAAUCCAGUAGUUCAAUUUUUUUAAAUUCAAACUUGACAAAAGAUGUUAUCAGCAAUAAAGGUAGCUUUCAAUUCACGAGCAUUGAAAAGUCAAAUAAGGCGCUGACAACUGAAAUCCAAGAACAGAAAAAGCAAUCAGCUUUAACGAAACUGAUGAAGUUUAUUCUACCAAUGGCAACGCAAAGUAAUAAUAAACGGAUAGAUAUAACCAAAACGAAUUGGUGGGAACGCGAGGCGCUGCAAUUUAUGCGUGGCAUGAUGGACGAGUGUACACAUCUCAGAAAUUUCUCGGUUCCAUUCGACACGUCGUUGAUAAUAGCAGUAUGUGCUAAGGACGAUGCUUAUGUGCCACGCGAUGGUUGCUCAAGUCUUGAGGAAAUUUGGCCGGGAGUUGAAGUGCGAUAUCUUGAUGCUGGUCACGUGAGUGCCUAUGUUUUGCACCAGAAACUAUUUAGAUGCUGUAUAAUUGAGGCUUUUGAGAGAGCAAAGAAAGUUUACAUUAUGGACCAAGAAAACAUAGGUGAAGAUCUGAAAACAACGUUAACAUAUAAAGAGCUUGUUAAUAAAUAUACAAAUUCUAUUUAAUAUUUUUAUUACAAUAUAUAUACAAAUUUUUAACUAAUUUACAAAAGCGCAAAUAUAAUGUUAAGUAGUUUUUUAUGCCUGUUAUUUUGAAUUACAUACGUAAAAGAAAUUUUGCCGUGUGAGCGCUUUGGCCGAAGUAUGUAAAAAGUUGUCAAAAGUUUUAUACUUUAAUAUAUACAUAGUUAACUGUUUGUGUUAUUUUGCAUUCAGCGUAUAUUUUGUUGUAAAAA